AUGGCCGCAUUCGUGCGAGUGUCCGGACCGCCCAAUGGUAAUUUUCUCAUCGGCUAUCCUGGAAUAUCUGCGACGCUGCCUCGAGUUGAGGGCCGAGUCGAGAUACGUCCUAGUGUUGGCAUCACCGCCCCUGUCAACAUCUCGCUUGUUACCGUAUGUCUUCAACGCAAGGAAACCAUCCACCCUUCCGCAGACUCUGUUACGAAGAAACACCUCGCACCCCCUCGAAAAGAAGUCACGGAGUUGGUUGGGAAGGAAAUGCUCCUGUUUCGGUGCCCCGCUGGACGAGAUUAUGAGGAAGUGAUUUCAAUGGACCUUCCCUUUGUUUUGUUCAUUCCAUUUGGACGAGGGGCUCAAGAGGCAUCUCGGCGAAUCCCUGCAGCCAGUUUACAGCUCCCCAGUCGAACAGCAGAAACAUUUUAUGAGAUUGUUGUAACGGUACAACAGGGCCCGUCAGAACAACGAAAAUACGCCUUUCCGGUUCCCGUGUGCCGGUACGAUACGCUUUCAACAUUUGGAAUGUACAAUAGACCAGAGACCGCAGAGAAGGUGACAGAUCAUCUAGUGACGCUCGGUAUUUCACUUCCACGGGGAUCUUAUGGUCCUCUCGACCCCGUGAGUGUAUACGUCAGGCUGUCACCGAAUCCGGAUUGGCUAGGAAAAGCCAGGAAAGUUACCAUCAACAAAAUCACCAUCGGAAUUGACGAGGAGAUAAUAUACAACCACGAGGGAGACGAACCUCAACGUAAAGUGAAAACCAUCAUUAAGAAAACCGAAACAGUUGGUAUGAGACUCCCCGAUGUAGGUUGGGCAGCAAAUUUGGGACUAGUAUUCCCUGCAAAAGACCUUCGGGAUGCAGACGGAAUCUUACCGCGAGGGAAAGCUGCGUUUCCAGCUUAUGCAGUGGGUGGAUUUACGACUACCGCCAGUUUGUAUAAGAUUGAGUACUAUCUCACUGUGAAGGCGCACUUAAUCUCUGCAAGAGAUAUCAUCAUUCGACAACCUAUCGUGGUAUGUCCGAUUGACCAUGCCGGGUGCAAAGAAGAAAUGGAAGCAAUAGAGCAAUGUGCUCGUGAUGCUGCCUUGAUCAACCCGGAGAAUCCGAUGUUGCCGCACCCGACGAUAAUUCGAUUCCACGAUCACAAUGCACUAGCUGCACUUGGAGUGGCCAUAGUUGGGAAACAGAAGAAGCCUUUGAUUGACUGA
Messenger RNA from Talaromyces atroroseus, 1206 nucleotides. RefSeq lists its product as hypothetical. Lineage: Eukaryota; Fungi; Ascomycota; Eurotiomycetes; Eurotiales; Trichocomaceae. The coding region runs from base 1 to 1206 and encodes 401 amino acids. The record is from RefSeq and is a predicted model, not a curated record. Gene Ontology annotation, cellular component: division septum. The transcript has 3 exons. Gene Ontology annotation, biological process: division septum assembly.